AUGCACCUCUCUCCUUGCGGCUCCCCAGCCUUUGUUGAUACCACGCAGCAGAGAUGCCAGAUCCAGCCACAGAUCUUGAGCUUCUUCAACACAGGUCCUUUGCUGCAGACGCCCAGCACCGAGGACUUGGAUGUGGCUUGCUCCAUGGUGCAGGUGCAGCCCAAAGUUCUGAGCGGCUUGGAGACAGCCCUUGUCGAGAGCCGCUUCCCAGGAGCCUUUGACGAGAGCACCACAGCACAGACCCAAACGCUGCGGGAUUUUGAAAAGGUAAGCAGUCUGGAAGCAUGGCCCCCAAACAGUCAAACCACAUAUUGUCCCUGA
Podarcis lilfordi (Lilford's wall lizard) is the source of this 321-nucleotide messenger RNA. Lineage: Eukaryota; Metazoa; Chordata; Lepidosauria; Squamata; Lacertidae. The record is from the annotation of a GenBank genome assembly.